Messenger RNA from Coffea eugenioides, 2818 nucleotides. RefSeq names its product transcription initiation factor TFIID subunit 5. Bases 472 to 2496 code for a protein of 674 amino acids. Gene Ontology annotation, cellular component: transcription factor TFIID complex. Gene Ontology annotation, biological process: transcription initiation at RNA polymerase II promoter. The transcript has 20 exons. Gene Ontology annotation, molecular function: RNA polymerase II general transcription initiation factor activity; protein binding. The record is from RefSeq and is a predicted model, not a curated record. NCBI's taxonomy places the organism in Eukaryota, Viridiplantae, Streptophyta, Magnoliopsida, Gentianales, Rubiaceae.
CUUCUGGCCUCGGGAACUCGUUUGUCCUUUCUUGCUUGAGUUUUGAAGCCUUGCGGCUUCAAAUUGAGAGUUGUUUGGUUAUAAAUAUUUUGAGGGCCUACACCCCAAGUUAACAGCGAGCUUAAGUCGUUGGCUGUCCCGGACCGGCUGCACAAAGUUGUCUGGAGCUGAAGAAUGCAAAGUAAUGGGCAAGAAUUAGUGGAAUGUAGUAGGCACCUAUUGAUUUCCGUUUAAUUUGAAACAAUUUGUGUCUAGAUGAUAAGAGAAGCUGCAUUUGAGAGCUGAGACGAGGGAGGAGUAAAUUCGAAUUGCAAGCUGUGUGGGAUUUGAGUUCAAGUAAGUUUGACGAAUUCUAACUUGGGUACAGCACCAUUUGUGGUCGUACCAUACCCUAGCAGCAGAAAUUUUCCGGAUAUUGGAAUUUUAAACAGUAUCUUUGAGCAAGAAAGAGGGUAGAAUAGAGUAAAAGAGAUGGACGAAGAAGAAAUUGAGAAAGCUGUAAUGACCUACUUGAAAAAGAAGGGUUUCAAGCAAACGGAGUUGGCCUUCCAAGAAGAACAACAGCGACAGCAUCCCAAAACCGCCUUGCACUCCACCAAUUCCCAUGUUGACCCUGAAAUCGCUUGUCAAAUCCUCUCAUUCUCUUCUGAAUUGGAAAAUAAUCCUGCCCAGUACCAUGAGGGAUAUGGCAAGCUUCGAUCAUGGGCCUACAGUUCAUUGGAUUUAUACAAGCACGAGUUGCUUCGAGUUCUGUAUCCUGUUUUUGUUCAUUGCUUCAUGGAUCUUAUUGCAAAAGGUCACAUUCAAGAAGCAAGAACUUUGUUUAAUAGCUUUCGUGAAGACCAUGAGAUGAUGCAUGGACGUGAUCUCCAAAAACUGGAAGGUGUUCUGUCGCCCUCUCACCUGGAGGAAAUGGAAUUUGCCCAUUCUCUAAGACAAAGCAAAUUCAACAUUAAAAUUUGUCAGUACUCUUAUGAUCUACUGCUGCAAUACCUUCACAAGACACAGUCUGUUGUAAUGCUUGGACUAAUAAAUGAGCACAUCAACUUUCAAGUCUCUCCUGGACAACCAACUUCAAUUUCUGAUGAUGCUGAAGUUGUUACACUCAUGGGCAGUGGCCAGGAUGCCGUGAAUCUGAUAAAUCAGAAAGAAAUACAUUGGGGGUUGCUUGAAGAUAGUUUGGAAGAAAGGUUGGAGAAGGCAGGAGCUCUGGUUCCAGAUUCAGCAAAGGUGGAUGGAGAAGCAAGGGAAGGAGAGGUGGAAGAGAACAAGAAAAGACCAUAUGAGGGAGGAAAGCAAGGUGCUUCGCUCAAGAAGUCAAAAAAGGAUAAGGUUGCUACUGCAACAGGCAAAGCUUCUCGUGUGGAGACUAGCACAGUAUCUGUGGCACCACGUGUCAAACCAGAGCUAACCUUGCCAUCGAUACCGGCUGAGGUAGAGCAUUCUAUUCUUGAAGAUCUCCGGAAUCGGGUACAACUGAGUAGUGCAGCUCUUCCUUCUAUCAGCUUUUACACAUUUAUUAACACACAUAAUGGGUUAAAUUGUGCGUCAAUAUCCCAAGAUGGAUCACUCGUUGCUGGUGGCUUCUCAGACGCAUCGCUUAAGGUUUGGGACAUGGCCAAGCUUGGGCAACAAACUGGUUAUGCUACUUCGCAGAUAGUAGAGGAUUCAUAUCCGAGUGACUCUUUACUUGGUGCAAACAGUGGGAGAAAAUCAUAUACAUUAUUUCAAGGCCAUUCUGGACCUGUAUAUUCUGCUACUUUUAGUCCAUUUGGAGAUUAUAUUUUGUCUUCUUCAUCAGAUUCAACAAUUCGUUUAUGGAGUACAAAUUUGAAUACAAAUCUUGUAUGUUACAAAGGUCAUAACUACCCCGUAUGGGAUGUUCAGUUCAGUCCAGUGGGACAUUAUUUUGCCAGCUCUUCACAUGAUAGAACAGCAAGAAUCUGGUCUAUGGACAGAAUGCAGCCUUUGAGAAUCAUGGCUGGUCACUUAUCUGAUGUAGAUUGUCUGCAAUGGCAUGCUAACUGCAACUAUAUCGCAACUGGAUCUAGUGAUAAAACUGUUCGCUUGUGGGAUGUUCAAAGUGGGGAGUGUGUAAGAAUAUUUAUUGGUCACCGGAGUAUGAUCUUAUCAUUGGCUAUGUCCCCAGAUGGACGAUACAUGGCAUCUGGUGAUGAGGAUGGUACAGUUAUGAUGUGGGAACUUGCCAGUGGUCGUUGCAUUAGCCCCUUGGUUGGUCAUACAUCUUGUGUAUGGACACUUGCUUUUAGUUGUGAAGGUUCGCUUCUUGCAUCUGGUUCUGCUGAUUGCACUGUGAAAUUGUGGGAUGUAACUGCAAGCACAAAACUGUUAAAGACAGAGGACAAUAAAACUGGAAGUAUAAAUAGACUCCGGUCACUGAAGACUCUACCAACAAAGUCUACCCCAGUUUAUUCUUUGCAGUUCUCACGGAGGAAUCUUCUAUUUGCUGCUGGAGUACUCUCAAAAAAUACUUAAAAAAUGUGACCUGACUGAAAGAACAUUCAUCAUACUGCUCUAUGAACAUGUUUCAGCAGCUAGUUGCGAUUCCUGCAACUUGUAAUUUUAAAAAGGAAACAGUUGCUGUAAAAUAUUCACAGCUAAACUUUUGUUCUUGCAUCUUAUCUGCUGUAGGCCUUUUCAUAUGCAGUUGUAGUAAGAAUUUAAUUCUAUAUUGAACAGCUGUUUCCAUAUGUUUUACAUUCUCUGCGUCCAGUUUUUACAUCUUUAAAGUAUACCCGACUAUGCAGCAAGUCUUGAAACUUGCAUGUUUUAAUGAGACUUUCAAUGGUUGUAUGCA